Schistocerca serialis cubense is the source of this 2907-nucleotide messenger RNA. RefSeq lists its product as uncharacterized. Gene Ontology annotation, molecular function: actin filament binding; microtubule binding; cytoskeletal adaptor activity. Gene Ontology annotation, cellular component: actin filament. Lineage: Eukaryota; Metazoa; Arthropoda; Insecta; Orthoptera; Acrididae. Gene Ontology annotation, biological process: actin crosslink formation. The transcript has 9 exons. Bases 1 to 1572 code for a protein of 523 amino acids. The record is from RefSeq and is a predicted model, not a curated record.
AUGAGCCAGCCGGGCCAGAGCCGAGGUAGGCCGGCGCGGCCCGCCGCCAUUGGCGGCCCCCAGCGCUGGCUCCAGGUUGCCGCUUCCUUCACUCAGCACCGCCUCGCUCUCUGCUCUUACACGUGGCCACACCUAGCCUGCCCUAGCUCACAGCACACCAGCCAGCUGCAGUUCGCUGGGACCGAAAGCGAGCUUAUGACUUGCCUCAACACCACAGGGAGAAAGGCGUUCGUGGAGCAAUGCAAGUGGCACUGUGUUAUCUUUAGUGAAGAUUUCCGUUUUACUGGUAAAGAAGGUGCUGCGCUGCACGACGGCGGGCCCGCCUCGCUGCCCCCGGGCACGCCCCCGCAGCCGCAGCCGCUGCCCGAGACCGAGCAGGAGUGCGCCGAGGUGUUCCAGGAGCGCAUCCGCGCCGCGCACGGCCGCCAGCUGCUGCCGCUCGUCGAGGACCUCGCCGACUGGAUCAACAAGACGCUCGGGCUGGACUGCGUGACGGGGGACAACUUCUUCGACGUGCUGGACAACGGCGCUCUGCUGUGCAGGUUAGCCAGACUCAUCCACGAACGUGCCCAGGCACUCGCAGAUCGAGGAGACAUCAGCUCCACGCAGGUACCUGUGAUCCGUGGACGCUGCUGGGACAAUGCUGCACGACGCAGCUUCUUCUCUCGGGACAACAUGGAGAAUUUCAUCCAAUUCUGCCGUAGACUUGGUGUCCAUGAGAACCUCAUCUUUGAGAGUGAUGAUCUUGUACUACACAACCAGCCCCGCAGUGUCAUCCUGUGCCUGCUGGAAGUGUCGCGGCUGGCAGCUAGGCUGGGGGUGGAGCCAGCAGGUCUCGUGCAGUUGGAACGCGAGAUUGCCGAAGAGGAGCAGCGAGAGCGAGAUGACUCGCUAUUAUCCUGGCAGUUCCGUGCCUCACCGGCACUCACUCCACGUGCGUCACCUGACAAGAUGCGACAUAGCAGCUCAUCAUCAGCCAUCUCGAUGUCAGCGAGUGGCAAUCGAUGGGGGAAGGGGCGGCCGCGUAGUGGUGACAGGCGAAGCCUCAUGCUGGAUUCAUCGGCAUCACCACCACACGAUGCGCGGCGCACCGUUAGUGAGGGUCACGCAGCGAGCGACGGAGUACCGAGUGAUGCCACUGAAGUUGAUGAUGACUGGUCACGUGGCAGUGCUGAUGCAGAUGGUGAUGCUGACCACGAUGAUGCUGAUGGCGAGUUGGAGUUAGAUGGUGAUGGCAGCCGUGCAGAGGAUGUUACAGAGCUUGACCGCAAGGUACAGCAAGCAACACGCCUAGCACAACGUCAGUGUCACUGUCCAUCUGGCAGGUGCCCUAAGCUCAAGGUCAGAAAGGUCGGGGAGGGAAAAUACAAUAUUGCUGGCAGGAAUGUCUUUGUGCGGCUGCUGAAAGGCCGGCACAUGAUGGUGCGUGUGGGAGGAGGCUGGGACACGUUGGACCACUUUCUACUGCGCCACGACCCCUGCCAGGUGAAGGGCCAUGACAAAAAAAGAUCUAAAAGUCCUGAUAAAAGAACACUUCAAGCCACAGUUGCAACUGCAAUAAACUAUAACUGAAAUACAACUACCAUAUUCAGCUGCAACAACUGUUUACUUUCAUCAGUAUAACAAGACUACUGUUGAAUAAGGAAUAUAACAGUGUAAAAUGACUUGCUCCUCUAAAUGGACUUCAAUUAUUGAAUUUGAUGAGAAUUCCACAUUCUCAGCACAAAUAUAUCCAAGAUUACAUUUAUGACUGCUUUGCUUCGUUAUGAAACUGUCUUGCGUAUUUUUCUCUGUACUUUUAACAAUUGUGCAUGUGUCAACUGUUUCACACAUACAUAGAAUGUGAAAUGCAUAUAUUAAUAAAGUAUUUUGGAGAGCAAUGUUUUUUGCUUAGUACAAUGAAUACAGUUACUAUUCUUUGUAAAAAUUGUAUGUAUUAAGAAAGUGUGUUGAAACUAUUCUUGUGAUUGUUUUAAUGAUAGUCUUUAUUAAAUGCUUAAUGUUUUGUCCAACAUAAAAAUCUCUUUGACAUUUGAAAUUGUGUGGCAGCACUAACCUGUAAUAUAAACAACGUUUCUUCAUAUUUAUUCGUAUGUGUUGUGUAUGUGUCAUAUUUCUCUCUAUAAAUGUGUCAGCAACGUUAUGGAAUGUAUGAGAUCAGAAUAAUUUCAUUUGCCGUAAGUUAACAAAUUACUUGAAAAUUUGGCUUGUAUUCAGAUGUGCCUACAUGAGUGAUACUCAGAUUACUCAAAAUUAGUACAAAUUUUCUUCUUAGAUGGUAGCCAAUAAAAACUAUAGUUUAUGAUAAAAAAAAGAAGUUACUACUACAAUGCAGUUGGGUGUAUCUUCAUGUAAUCUGUUCAUUUUGCACCAUCCUGAGUGCAGUUUACUGAACUGUAAGCAAUAAAAUUAUCUUAAUGCUGCAGCUGACUCAAGGAAAUACGCAAGAAAACAAAACUGAAAUGCUGUAGUACUGCUCCCUCUUAGGUUCAACAUUAUUUCAUUGAAGUGGUGCUUCAAAGUAUCCGGUGGACUGAAGCAAACCAGACAAGGUAAGCCCUCAAACAAAAAAGGGGGGUUUUACAUUCAAAGCUAAAUGGGAUGAGUGUUAGAGCGAAUAUUCAGUAAACACCUCCAAGUGUUUGUAGCAACAUCUCUUUUUCAUUUAGCAAUACAGUUAUGCAGUACAGUUACCAAAGCAUAACUCCUGAGAAUGUCCAAGAACAUUUUAACAUCUUCAAUUACCUUGAAGUUGAAUGUACUGUAUUUACCCGGGUAUAAGACGACCCUGAUAAUAAGACUGUUUUUUCAAGAGGCUACUUCAGAAAAAUUUAUUUUUAGCAUAUUCUGACUAAACACAAUUACAAAGUACCUCUUUAAAAAGUUAACAUUAUACCUAUUCUGAAU